GCAUCUCCCUGUCAUUCUCGCUUUCCCUCUCCCUCUCUCGGCUUCUCCGCAAGUCGCAAAGCACACUCGAUCGAAGCCGCUCAACAUGAGCAGAUCAGGCCAGCCUCCAGAUCUCAAGAAGUACAUGGACAAGAAACUUCAAAUUAAGCUGAAUGCAAAUAGGAUGGUAGUUGGAACACUUCGUGGAUUUGAUCAAUUCAUGAAUUUGGUGGUUGACAACACUGUGGAGGUGAAUGGUGAUGAGAGAACUGACAUAGGCAUGGUGGUAAUCAGAGGAAAUAGUGUUGUCACUGUUGAAGCACUAGAGCCUGUAAACAGAGCAAUGUGAUUAUGUUUAUGUGGUUGUACUGAUCCAUUUAGUUUAAACUCUUGUAUUUUGGAUAAUAUGUCUAUUUGUGGGAUGCAAACCAUUCUGUAUUUUGUAGAUGCAAGGUAAUGUGGGUCUUCUGAAUUUCGGUAAUUCUUGCAUUAGAUUGAAUUUCUAGCAAGCUUAGGCUGCUGUUGGUUCUCUUGCAAUGACAAUUGUAUGCCUUGUGGAAUUAAUUUCUAAAUACUUCGU
This is a messenger RNA of Hevea brasiliensis (rubber tree), 559 nucleotides long. Its product is annotated as probable small nuclear ribonucleoprotein G. The coding region runs from base 86 to 328 and encodes 80 amino acids. The record is from RefSeq and is a predicted model, not a curated record. Gene Ontology annotation, biological process: mRNA splicing, via spliceosome; spliceosomal snRNP assembly. NCBI's taxonomy places the organism in Eukaryota, Viridiplantae, Streptophyta, Magnoliopsida, Malpighiales, Euphorbiaceae. Gene Ontology annotation, cellular component: U12-type spliceosomal complex; U1 snRNP; SMN-Sm protein complex. Gene Ontology annotation, molecular function: RNA binding. The transcript is spliced from 4 exons.